UGCUUCAUUCACAGAUUCCUUAAUACAUUCCAGCCCAUACUCGCUCUCGUCCAAGUGAUUGGUUCUAUUCUCCAUUCCCUCUGAAUCUCCGUUCCGCAUUUCGUUGGUGGUCGCGGGGUCUCUCCACCCACGUACGCAUGGACGAUGCGAAUGUGGAAGCGCAAACCCGACUAGCGACCGCGGACUGAGAGCCUUUUUCCCCGCAGUCUCUUCAAUUCUAGACCCCGGUUUUAAUUCAUCAUUCGGCAUCGACGCCUGCUCGCAUUAGUGCGUCGUCUCCUGGUCGUGUGACCGAAUCAUUCGGCACUUUCAGGGACAUUUGACCCUAAGCCCUAGACUCAAACAAAAGUCUUGGAAACAAACGUCGAUAUGGCGUUGAAUUCGCAGGCUUCACAGCAGCUGAUGUCUUCCGGUCGUCUCCCAGCCGUCUUAUCCGCACUGCUUCCGAGGAUCGUAUCCCGAUCUCUCGCUUCGCUCGAGCAGAACCGUCAUUCUUCUCUCCAACCGAAUCUUCACUCUUCGCUGCAACAAUCCCCCCCCUCCACAUCCGGAUCCCCUCCUCCUAUCUCUCCAUCCUUCAUCUCGCCACCCACGCUCGCAACCUCUCCCUCUCCCACGCCCAGAUUUUCUCCCGAUUCCUCCACCUCACCAUCCCGCCCCUCAUCCCCGUCCUAUCCCGCCCCCGCCUUCCUUCCGCACGGAUCUUUCUCCCGCCUAUCCUUAUCCUCCUUGCACCAAUCCCUCUCGAAACUUCAAGACAGUCUGGUGUCUGGCUCAACUCUCCACCAGUUCUCCUGCCAUCAUCGGUCCUUUUCUAAUCUUCCGGAUAGCACGGUGUACGGCGGGCCGAAGCCUGAGUCGCAGAGGCAGCGCGUGACGCUGCAGCAGGUGGGCAGCAAGUACCGGCGGGGCGAGCCCAUCGUGAUGGUCACGGCGUAUGACUACCCCUCCGCCGUGCAUGUCGACAUGGCGGACAUAGACAUCUGCCUGGUGGGCGAUUCAGCAGCCAUGGUGGUGCAUGGGUACGACACCACUCUGCCCAUCACACUCGAGGACAUGCUGCUGCACUGCAGGGCGGUGGCAAGAGGAGCCUCUCGCCCAUUGCUGGUUGGAGACCUUCCCUUUGGCACAUACGAGCAGAGCCCACAGCAGGCAGUGGAGAGUGCAGUCCGCUUGCUUAAAGAAGGCAACAUGGAUGCAGUGAAGAUAGAGGGCGGCAUACCAGCACGGGUGGCAGCAGCGCGGGCAGUAUCUGAGGCGGGUAUAGCUGUGAUGGGGCACGUGGGGCUCACCCCGCAGGCCAUCAGCUCGCUGGGGGGCUUCCGACCCCAGGGCAGAUCCGCUGCCAGUGCGCUCAAGGUGGUGCAACAUGCACAAGCCCUUCAAGAAGCUGGUUGCUUUGCAGUGGUGCUGGAGUGCAUGCCUGCAGUGGUGGCAGCAGCCGUCACAGCAGCCGUCGACAUUCCCACCAUCGGCAUCGGGGCAGGGCCCCUGUGCAGCGGUCAGGUGCUUGUAUACCAUGAUCUUCUGGGGAUGAUCCAGCACCCACACCAUGCCAAGGUUACCCCCAAGUUUUGCAAGGCGUUUGGCCAGGUGGGCGAGGCCAUUCAGCAGGCGCUCAAUGCUUUUAGGGAGGAUGUCACUACCCGUGCAUUUCCCUCUGCGCUUUAUUCCCCUUAUAAGAUUGAUGAUGCUCAAAUAGAGUCGUUUGCUAAGCUCCUCAAGUCCCAUGGUUUGACCAGCUCAGCGGAGGCUGCAGAGGCAGCUGCAGAAACCGCAGCAGCUGAUGCUGACAGGCUGUCGAAGAUUGUGUAGGAGUUGGGGGUGUUGGCGUGUACGUAAUAAUCGUGGAUUCUUGGUCAUUUUUGGUGUACGAGUUUUACAUCUUGCCUUUCAUGUCACUAUUGCUGGCAUUGUGUUAUGAAA
Closterium sp. NIES-67 is the source of this 1926-nucleotide messenger RNA. The record is from the annotation of a GenBank genome assembly. NCBI's taxonomy places the organism in Eukaryota, Viridiplantae, Streptophyta, Zygnematophyceae, Desmidiales, Closteriaceae.